UCCUUUUCAAUGCACCCGUGAAUUUGGAAAGUGGAAUAAAUGUUGUUUAUUUUUCUCUCUGAUAUGCCAGAAGGAUUCUUGUCUAGAGUUUUUCCCAUGUUCCAUUUUACUAUGCCCUUUUUUCACUCUCUGGCAGCGUGAUACACCAUAUUGCUUCAUAGAUGGAAUUUCAUUUGCAUUGUGUUUUAUAGUUGUCGACAGUCUGGUUAUGCAGUCACAUUUUUUUUAAGUGAGAGAUUGAGAACAGGUAACUGAUGGUUGUGAUCCUAUGUCCAUUAAUUUCAGCUUAGAUCCCUUGUAAUCAGAUAAUGCAGUUUUGCUGCCAGUAUCUUAAUUAUACGAAUUCCAGUUAUUAUAAAAUAUUCUGCUGGUACUUGAGGAUGUCCAGGCCCCGUAUUGUAUAUGUACAAGAAUACACAGCCCAGUGGUAAAGCUAUAAUAUGGCUGCUCAAAGCACUGUUGCUUUUAAGAAAGGGGAGGGGGAGUAACUCAGCAGCUUAUUUCUGCAUACAGCUGUUAAAGGCACAAGAGCCCUGUUUCCUUAGUGGCAAACUUAAACCAAAACCUAGGCUGUCAUCCUGUAGACACAUACCUGGGAAUAAGCCCCAUUAAUCCCAAAGAGACUUAUUUUUCAGUAGACAUGUAUACCAUUGUACUGAAAGUUAACAUAAUGAGUGUCUGGCUUUAGGCCCUGCACAGCAGGAGACACACCCUAGCAUAUUUGAAAAAUUUACACGUUUUGCAUUUGCUAUUCAGGAAAGGGAUACUUUAACAACCAGUUGCGCUUACUGUGUAGUAGUAUUUGCAGAUCAUCACCUGAUCUCAUAUGAACCCACCACAGGUGCAUCCUGGUUACCAGGAAAAAAGGAAGGGCAAACUCUGGAAAUCUCAAGCACUACUAUAGAAUAAGACAAAAACAGGACAGUGCACUAAAGAACCCCAAGGAUUCCUGCUGCCUGCUGUCCAAACAACUCACGUAUCAAUCACAGCUCUGACACCACUCAUUGGCUAUAAACACAGAUAGCUGGGAGCAGCCAGGCUGGCUCACUUUCACAGAAAUCGCUUAGGAGGAUACCUGCAUAUUUUGCUUCAUAGGUUUUUUUCUAGGAGGGUAGAGAUUUUCUUAAGAAAAUAAUAAUAAAUAAACUUAGGCUAUUGUGUCCUGAUACUGUACCCAUGGGUGGGGCAUUGCCCCCACCCCCCUGUCUUAAACUCAGCUCCAGGAAAGAUAAUGCCCAUUAAGCAGGGCAAAAUGAAACUGUAUUGUGUCACAUAGUUGCUUACUCAUAGGAUAUUCCAGGGGUGUUGCAAAGUCCAUGUUUCAGUUUAGACCUGCUGCUUUUCUCUUGAAGUUGGGAAGAGGGAGUGAUGAGGUUCAGUAAUCCACAAAUGAGCUUUCCUCAACACUUCUCAUGUGUUGAGAAGAUGCUCCUGAGGAGGCUGUGAUGGCAUCCUAAUUGCUUUGGUGUCCAAACACUUUCCAGUAAAGGAAUCUGAGAGAUGACGGAAGAUGAACAGUUUGCCCUGGCUCUGAAAAUGAGCGAGCAAGAAGCCAGGCAGUUGAACUCGCAAGAGAAGGAAGAGGAAGAGCUUCUGAGAAAGGCCAUUGCUGAGAGCCUUGGUAGCUGCCAGCCUUCUGAGUCUUCUGCUGCAGCUGCUGUGCCCCUUCCUUCCAAGGCACCAGUGUCUUCAGCACAAAGCUACCCAGCUGGGCAAGAGGAUCCUGAGCUCCUUGCAGCUCUACUGCCUUGCCCUGAGUCUCCUUGCUCCAAGUACAGCUCCCUCUCACACAGUGACGAAACUGAUAAGAAUGGACAGACAGAUGUCGCCAAGAGCCCCCUAGUAGUACUGACGAGGUUAAGCCAGGCAGCAGUUGAGAGCUCACUAGUCUCUAGCAUAAUUGUAUCUCCAGGGAAGUGCCAACCUUCUGCAAGGUCAAAUGAAAACCCUUCCUCACCAGCAAGGAGCAGUUCCAGCGAUACACCGCCCAGUCUAGAAGAAGGGACAUCAGUUGCGUUAAGUCCCACCUUUCCCCAAAGGCCUCGGGGCACUUUGUCACUGGCACCUCAGAGACUUUUUGCAGAAAGGAUUAGCCCUCCAAAGCCAACAGGCAAGGGAACUGAAAAGCAUUCCCAAAAUUACACGGAAGGAGAUCCCCUUCCUGGUUGCUCAGAAGCUCCAGCGAAAGUGGCCCUGGAGCACAGCACAUUGGACUAUUCCAGCAGACCAGGGUCUGAGCUUGGACAUCAGUUGGAGCCCAUCAAGAAGGCAUGUCUUUCUCCUGGGCUGGUGGGAAGGACUGAAUUGCCCGGAAACGCUCCUCCUCCACUCUGCGCACUUCAUAGGGGUGACGAGGAGUGCCAAGAAGGCGAAGAGAGAGACAUGGUGCACUAUUACUGGGGUGUUCCCUUCUGCCCUAAAGGAGUAGAUCCCAACAAAUAUACCCAGGUCAUCCUGUGUCAGCUUGAGGUUUACCAGAAAAGCCUGAAACAGGCUCAGCGACAGCUUCUACACAAGAAACCAUUUGGGGAGCCCGUUGUCCCCAAUUUGUCUCACUUGAGGCGAAGUGACCGUGGCAAAGCAGCAAAGGAAGCAUCUAAGAGAGAUGAAGGUACAGAUGAGCAGGAAGGAGAAGAAAUGGAUGAGAAAAAGGAGCCUGAGAGCACAGCCUGGCUUCUGUCCCCAAUAAAUGGAGAGCAGAACAUGGCAGGGGGAAGAAACCCCGAGUGUGACGAUGAGCCAGCAAGCAGCUCAGUUCAGGCCACCCAAGUGCUGUUUGCAGAAGAUGUGCUUGAAGAAAGGGAGCCUAUGCAGAUUACCCAAAGCAUUUCUGCCUUGACCCCGUUGGACAGUAGGAGAAGCCCAGACAUGGCCACAGAGAAUCAAGCUGAAGAAGAAAUCACUCUUUGCCCUGAGACCCAGCCGAGUCCAUUGCAAGCUAUCGAGCCUGAGAGCGGAGAAAUCCAUUCAUCCAGCAAAGAUGUCUCUCUGCAGGCUGAUGCAGCUGAAGAUGCUGGGGAAACAAUGUCUGCGGGCAGCUUUCUUGGUGACGAACCUAUUCCAUGUCCACUGUGUGAUCGCAAAUUCCCAGUUUCGGAAAUUGAGGUGCACGCCAUGUAUUGUAAUGGCUCCAGAGAGGACCCAACCGAAGAUGCUCCAGUGUUAACCCGACGGCAGAGAGCAGCCAAGACUAAAGUCACCAGUUGCAAAGAGUCUUCAGAACCCGCUGACACUGACAAGUAUGAGAAGUGUUACCUCUGUAAGACUCUGGUGCCAUGGAAAGAGUAUCACAGGCAUGUGGACGACUGUCUUUGGAGUCGGACUGCUAAUGGAACCCAGGGUGACAGUAGGCCAAGGCGCACAAAGGAGAAGGGAAGAAUGGAAGGCCACCUCCUGAGCAUGCUGGAGCAAUCUGAACACAAGGCUUCAGAUGCAGAGGAGGCUGCCGCACUAUCUGGAGAAGACGACUCAAGGCGCAGCUUGGCAAAGGCGGAAAAGAAAGCAGAGUGCAGUCACAAUGUCCAGAGCACCUUUCCCCAAGCAGGUUGUAGUGACUCUCCAAUUAAAUCUUUCACCUCCAUUUCUGAAGCCAAAGACUGCCUAGUGGACUUCAAAAAACAGCUCGCCAUUGGCUCUGGCAGUCAGAAACAAGCCAAAGCCAGCCUCAGGAGCAGGAAGAAAUACUGAGCAUCGCACAAUGGAAAAAGGGCCUGGAAACGGAAUAGGAAGCAAGCCCUUCCAUUCCACCGACUUUGUCUGGCAGGAAGAGCGCAACUUCUCUACCAGCUUCAGACAUCCCUCUUCUGUACAUAUUGUAUGAACCGUACAAGAUUUGUCAUGUAUUGAAUUGGUUGUGUACUUUAUAGAUGCCUCUUCAACCUUGCUUUUCAAUUAUAAAAGAAAAUGAAAUAUAUUUAUUAUGUUUUUAUAAUCUGCAAUCUGCUGCUGUUUGGGAAUCCCUUUUAUUAUUGUUUUAUUUUAUUACUUCACAACCUAUGUGUCCAUAAAAAUGCCCACUGGUCAGUAUGUGGCAUCUCAUCGCAUACUGUACAUCAAAAACUUGGUGAGCGGUCCAGCCAAAGCUGAGCAUUUUCAAGACCUUUUAUAUGAGUGAGAGAGACAUAAAGGUGUGCUUCUGCCAUUAAAAACAAUGAUUCUUUAUAGAGGUGUAUAUAGCUUUGGUUAUAGCCUGCCCCGUUUUAUACUAACUUCACACCGCUGAUGGAAUAUGAGUGUGAUGGACAAGAUUAGCCAGUCUUUGGCUUACAUUGUACACGGGCAGGUACCAUGACUUGAGCACAGAUCGAUAAAUACAAAAGAGGAGAAAAAGAGGUCAAAAAUUGGGUUUUCAUCCUAAUAUAUUAGGUUAAAUUAAAUUAAAUCAGAAAUGGCCAACUUCUUAAAUCUGGUAGGCUGGAUUAUCCCUGGCCAAAGGGCUUUGGGGUAGAUUUCCAAUCAAAUGGGGUCCAUAGGCUGCCAAUUGCUACCCUGAGUUACACGCACACAUAGCAGGUCUGUGAGGCUAUGGUAUCAAUAGUGUGGCUCCCCUGCUUGUCCUAUGAUCAAUCCCCUCUCGGCUGCUGUUUUAAUUUUAAUUGAAGGCCACAUUUAGCCUGAGCUCUGUUGUGCUGGGUACUGUACCGUAAUAUAAUUCAUUCAGUCCCUGCCUGAAAGAGCUUCGAAUCUAAAAAUUAGGCCCAAGGGGUAUCUAACAUGGCCUGUGGCACAGCAAAAGCGAGCAGCCCACACCUUGAUGUUCUGUUAUUACCUAAUUGUUCCAUGUUCCUACAAAAUACUGUGCAUUCUUGGGACUUUAUUUUAUUUUGAUGCAGAGCCUGCGCUAUUGCAAGAGCUCAAGGGCAGGUUACAGGUAACAGCAAUUACACAUAAAACAAAGAAAUCCCUGUCUCUAAAUUGCUUACAGAGGCCAGGGAGAACUAAAGGAAGGAUGACAUCCUAUCUUAAUGGGACAUUGUUUUAUCUACUGUGAAAAGGCUGGUGUCGACUCCUGCUAAAGACAGAAGGAUUUUAGUGGCCUAGAGGUGUCCUGCAAAGCCAUAUGUGCAUUCUGCAUGUGCAGAAGAGAAAGGAAGGGGUAGAAGGGGUUUCCCUUUUCAGG
This is a messenger RNA of Zootoca vivipara (common lizard), 5119 nucleotides long. Lineage: Eukaryota; Metazoa; Chordata; Lepidosauria; Squamata; Lacertidae. The record is from RefSeq and is a predicted model, not a curated record.